Molecule: messenger RNA, 1695 nt
Organism: Coturnix japonica (Japanese quail)
Lineage: Eukaryota; Metazoa; Chordata; Aves; Galliformes; Phasianidae
Product: serpin B10-like
Biological process (GO): negative regulation of endopeptidase activity
Molecular function (GO): serine-type endopeptidase inhibitor activity
Source: RefSeq, a predicted model, not a curated record
AAGUUGUUACUAGCCUGUUGCCACAAAAACGUUUAUAGAAAUAUUUCUGCAGUCAGUUUUGUAAGGUUCUUGUAUGGUAUCACUCUCACCGUCACUUCACAUCCUACUCUGAGAUGAUUCAGUUCUUCCAUAGGGAUGUGGCCUUCGGGGCAAAAUAAAUUGCAGAGUCAUGAGUCAUAAGAACCUUUGAAGAACAGGUUGGGCAAACUAUAAAUUCAGCCUACCCAUCAUCUGUACUGCAGAAACCUUGGACAGACCCAGAGCAGCAGCCUUCCUCCCUGCACAAAACAAGGUUCAGAACAAUGGAAGCUUUAAAUAAAGCAAACACAAGCUUUGCUCUCGACUUUUUCAAACAUGAGUGUCAGGAAGAUGACAAAAAGAACAUUUUGUUCUCCCCUUUCAGUAUUUCAUCUGCCCUGGCUACUGUGUAUUUGGGAGCCAAAGGCAACACUGCAGAUCAGAUGGCAAAGGUACUCUACUUCAACGAAGCUGAAGGAGCCAGAAACGUCACCACAACCAUAAGAAUGCAAGUCUAUUCCAGAACAGAUGAGCGUCUAUCGAAUCGCCGUGCCUGUUUCCAGAAGACAGAAAUAGGCAAAUCAGGCAAUAUCCAUGCUGGGUUUAAAGCACUCAACUUGGAAAUCAACCAACCCACUAAAAAUUACCUGCUUAGAAGUGUCAACCAGUUAUAUGGAGAGAAGUCACUGCCUUUCAGUAAGGAAUACUUACAGUCAGCCAAGAAAUACUACAAUGCAGAACCACAAUCAGUUGACUUUGUGGGAGCAGCAAAUGAAAUCAGAAAAGACAUCAAUUCCAGGGUUGAACACCAGACUGAAGGUAAAAUAAAAAGUCUGCUGCCUCCUGGGUCCAUAGAUUCCCUCACCAGGCUAGUCCUGGUAAAUGCACUCUACUUCAAAGGAAACUGGGCAACAAAGUUUGAUGUUGAAGAUACCAGGCAAAGGCCUUUCAGAAUAAAUAUGCAUACAACUAAACCAGUGCCAAUGAUGCACCUGAGUGAUAAACUUAAUUGGACCUACGUAGAAUCAGUCCAGACUGAUGUUCUUGAGCUUCCAUACGUCAACAAUGAACUCAGUAUGCUCAUCCUGCUACCACGGGAUAUCACUGGCCUACAAAAGCUAAUAAAUGAACUGACUUUUGAAAAAUUGUCUGCAUGGACCAGUCCAGAAUUAAUGGAGAAAAUGAAAAUGGAAGUGUAUCUGCCCAGGUUCACGGUAGAAGAGAAAUAUGACCUGAAAUCUACUUUGAGCAAGAUGGGGAUAGAAGAUGCUUUCACAGAAGGUCAAGCUGAUUUCAGGGGAAUGUCAGAGAAUACUGACCUGUUUGUGUCCCAAGUUUUUCACCAGUGUUAUGUGGAAGUCAAUGAAGAAGGCACAGAGGCAGCGGCUGCCAGUUCAGCAUCUCUAGCAUCACGAAGCCUUGGCGCUACAGGUUUUUUUGUAGCAGAUCACCCUUUUCUCUUCAUUAUCAGACACAACAAGACCAAGAGCACCCUUUUCUUGGGAAGGUUCUGCUCCCCCUAGAAAUCAACUGUUAAUAAACAAGCCCUCACAACAAUGAUGAACACAACGUAUGCCACGAAGAAUACCUUGACAGACUGUGCACUUUACCAUUUUCCUGUACUAUUGACAAUCUCUGUUAGAAGAGAGCUCACAUUAAAAAUAACAUGAAUCCAAA